Tricharina praecox is the source of this 1695-nucleotide messenger RNA. RefSeq names its product mannosyltransferase putative-domain-containing protein. Lineage: Eukaryota; Fungi; Ascomycota; Pezizomycetes; Pezizales; Pyronemataceae. Gene Ontology annotation, cellular component: Golgi apparatus. Gene Ontology annotation, biological process: mannan biosynthetic process. The record is from RefSeq and is a predicted model, not a curated record. Gene Ontology annotation, molecular function: alpha-1,2-mannosyltransferase activity. The transcript has a single exon. Bases 148 to 1587 code for a protein of 479 amino acids.
GCGUACGUCUCGCCAGCGAAGCGAGGGAGCUGUGACCACCUCACGAACCUCUUAUCUUGCAUUACUCGCACAGGCACAACCGCAAUUAUGUCAAAAAGAACAUCAAUCCUCCCAUCGUGAACCUCGCACCAUCUACGCGCCUUCGUGAUGCCGCGUUUCAGUACCUCCCGCAUAAUCACCGUGCUGCUCGGCAUCACCGUGCUCUUCUCGAUAACCUACAUCAACUGGACAUCCCUGUUCACGCUCCCGGAAACCGCCAACACAGCCACGAGCACCACCGCGCAGCACCCCGUCCUCGACCCCGCGCAAAAACACAUCAAGACAUUCUUCGCCGUGUGGUCUGAGCACCUCCACGCCGCACGCCCCCACAUCCCACCUCUCAAGCUCCGCGGCACCGCCGCCGCCAACGUCCGCGGCGACGACCUGCCGUACCCGCGCAAGCCCGCGCGCACCUACCUCUUCCUGACCAACCACGAUGUGUCCUCACUCCGCUCGUCGCACGCCGGCAUGCUCCGCAGCCUCCGCUCCAUGCGCAGCUCGCUGUCGAACACCGCGACGGAUAUCUACGACGGCACGGGCGUGGUGAUCGUUGCCGGGGGGGAGUACUUCGGCCCCGCCAUUGUCUCGCUGCGCAUGCUGCGCCGCACCGGGUGCACCCUCCGCGUAGAGGUGUUCCUCGGCAAGCGCGAGGAGUACGAGCCCGAGCUCUGCCAGAGUGUUCUCCCUGCCCUGAACGCCCGCUGCGUCUUCAUCCCCGCGUUUCUCUCCCCGCCGCUGUCGCCCGAGGUCGCUCACUACCAGCUGAAAUCCCUCGCGAUGCUGUUUAGCACGUUCCGACACGUGCUCUACCUCGACUCCGACUCCAUCCCGCUGCUCGAUCCGACAAGUCUGUUUACCGAGAAGCCGUACACCAGCACGGGACUCGUGCUCUGGCCCGACUUCUGGAAGGCGACGGAGGACCCCGUGUUCUGGAACAUCACUGGCAUGCCGGCGUUCCCGAAGGACCUCCCGCCGACGGGGUGCGAGGCGGGACAGGUGCUGAUCGACAAGAGGAGACAUAUGCAGACGCUGCUGCUGGCGGUGUACUACAACAUUUGGGGUCCGGGAUGGUACUACGAGCUGCUCAGCCAGGGAGCGCUGGGACAGGGCGACAAGGAAACGUUUCUGUCCGCUGCGGUGGUGCUGGGCGCGAAGUGGGCCCGCGUCAAGACGCCAGUGGCCUUGCUGGGUUACUUCAAGUCGAAUAAGAGCUUCAAGGGCAGCGGGAUGGUGCAGUUUCAUCCCGGCGACGAGCUUACCCCCGGGAAGACUGUCAGGCCCGCUUUCAUCCAUGCCAAUACGCCCAAGAUGAAUGCGGGACAUCUAGUCGAUGAGGGUGAUCUGGAGGAUAAGGGGAAGCAUGUGAGGCUUUGGGGCACUAAGGACAAGGCCGUCGAGAGGUUUGGGGAGGAUAUAGAGAUGGUUGUCUGGCAGCAGAUGGUCGAGGUCGGAUGCGAGCUGGCGGAUGUGGUGGAGGAGUGGAAGGACAGGAGUGGGCUUUGUAAGAGGUUGAAGAAACAUUGGAAGAUUUUUGAAGAGGGGCCGUAGUGGCAAGCGAAUAUACCUUUUGAUUUAGUGGGAUGAAGUCUGAUCAUUUAGUGGGAUAAUGUAUUGGGAUCUCACAGGAUUCACCUGAAGAGACCAUCUUCUUCUCGC